Pollicipes pollicipes is the source of this 1416-nucleotide messenger RNA. Its product is annotated as U3 small nucleolar RNA-interacting protein 2. Gene Ontology annotation, molecular function: protein binding; U3 snoRNA binding. Gene Ontology annotation, cellular component: small-subunit processome. The transcript is spliced from 11 exons. The coding region runs from base 193 to 1416 and encodes 407 amino acids. Lineage: Eukaryota; Metazoa; Arthropoda; Thecostraca; Pollicipedomorpha; Pollicipedidae. The record is from RefSeq and is a predicted model, not a curated record.
UGGUUCGUGAGCAUUUGAGUGGUCGUUUGUGGUAGAGCGUUGACACCAAGUCGCUGUUCUUUCUUGAAUAUGGAUUUAUUCAGUGUCAUAUCUUGUGUUGUCGUAGAACUCCUGUCGUCGUGAUCAAGCCAGCAUCUCGCAAGGCGUCCAGUGGUACGAUUCUUUGAGUGGCAGGUAUUCGCACAGAUCAUCAUGCCAUUUUUCAUCAGGAAGAAGUCAAGUUCAAAAGUCAAGGCAAAGAAAGACAAAAAGAAGCAGCGACCAGUAGAGGCGCCAGCGGCCAAGCGUGCCCGGCUGGUCGAGGAGGAGGAUGAAGAGAUCGACAGUGAUGAGCUGGAAGAUGAGCCUGUGGCGGCUGAGGAGCCGGAGCUGUCGGAGACCGAGCUGGAGACUGCUCAGGAGAAGCGUCUCCGCCUGGCCAAGCUCUACCUGGAGGAAAUCGAGAGACAAGAGCGCGGCCGGGCCGAGUCGGAGGCGGCGGAGCGGGCCGGCCGCUCGGUGUCGGAGCGGCUACGGCAGGACGUGCUGGAGCGGAGCCAGCCGAGGGUGCGCCGGCUGCGCUGCCGCCAGCUGCAGCUGCCCGUCACCUGCGCCCUGCUCUCGCCCGACGACCGUCACCUCUACAACCGGCUCCAAGGACUGCGCCCUCAUCAAGUGGUGCCGGGAGGUCGGAAGGGCACGGAGGACAAGCACCAGGGCCACACCACGCACAUCAUGUCCAUGGCCAUAUCGUCCGACAACAAAUACCUGGUGAGUGGCGACAUGAGCCACCUGAUCCAGCUGUGGGAACCGGCCACGCUGAGCCGGCUGCACGUGUUCCGCGGCCACCGGGGCGCCGUCACCGGGCUGGCCUUCCAGCGGGGCACGCACCAGCUGUUCAGCGCCUCGGCCGACCGCAUGGUCAAGGUCUGGAGCGUGCACGACCGCUCCUACAUCGAGUCUCUGUUCGCGCCACCAGGACGGCGUCACGGCCCUGGCCGAGGAGUCGCAGGCUGGUGUUCACCGGGCCACCGCGACAGCAUCGACUGCAUCAAGCUCAUCAACGAGGAGCACUUUGUGACGGGCGGUCAGGACGGUAUGGUCUGCCUGUGGAGCGUCGCGAAAAAGAAGCCGCUGUGCUCGGUGCCGCGAGCGCACGGCCUGUACCCGGACAGCCGGCAGCCGCGCUGGGUGUCGGCCGUCGGUGCCCUCGUCAACUCUGACCUGGUGGCGUCCGGCUCGUGGGACGGCCAGGUGCGGCUGUGGCGGUGUGCGGCCGGCUUCGGCUCGCUGGCGCCGCUCAUGGCACUGCCGGCCGCCGGCUUCGUCAACGCGCUGGUGUUCAGCGCCUCCGGCGACCGGCUGCUGGUGGGCUGCGGCCAGGAGCACCGGCUCGGCCGCUGCCGGCCCCGGCACCCGCUCGUGUCUGUGAUGUAG